Messenger RNA from Engraulis encrasicolus (European anchovy), 1353 nucleotides. RefSeq lists its product as uncharacterized. Lineage: Eukaryota; Metazoa; Chordata; Actinopteri; Clupeiformes; Engraulidae. The transcript has 4 exons. The record is from RefSeq and is a predicted model, not a curated record. The coding region runs from base 24 to 1070 and encodes 348 amino acids.
UACAAGGAGAGUUAGUUUUAUCUAUGCGGUCCACAAUGGACCAUUACCCGGACUUUUUGUCCACCCUUAACCGACACGCACGCCAUCUCCUGGGGGAAGCCUUUGGCGACAUGGCGCCGGAUCACCACCAGCAGGCGCUGAAGACCGAGAACCUGCUGGAGGAGAGCAGUGCGAAGGAGACCAAGGUCAACGAAGAAAAUGCCUCUCUGGAGGCGAAGUUACAAGACCAGAGGGCCUCUCUGGAGUUAGAGUUUGAGAAAAACAAGGCGACUCUUGCAGCAGAGUGGAGGGCAGAGAUGGCCUCUUUGGAGGCGGAAUGGAAAACGGAGAGGGCGUCUUUGGAGGAGGAGUGCCAGCAGCAGAAGGCGUCUGCGGACGCUGCUAUAGAUGCAGAGCGCAAGAAGCUGUAUCGGUUCGUGUCUUCAGUGACCAGGCAGCUGUAUGGGCAGCGCAAACAAACCGACCUCCUCCGGGCUGCCCAGCAUGAACGAAUGCUGGCCGACCUGAAGAAGCAGGCCGCUCACUGGAUGGUGGCACCUUGGGAUUGCCCGGCCAGUUGUGAUAAUGCUGAUGUUCCGGUGGUCCUCUCCACAUGGAGCCUGAGGGAGGAGACAAGGAGGAUCCAGGAGGACAUGCCCCGCCUGUACAACCACCUGGAGGAGUACUAUCAGCAUGAGAAGAUGCUUCAGCACCUUCUGAAGCACCAGCGAAGGGAGUCAGAGCUUGAGAGGAGACUCUACAUCAAGUGCCAAGGCCUGGAUGCCAAAUUUGCCAAGGAGGAAGCAAAGAGGCAGGAGGCCGAACGGAAAAAGAGAGAGGAGCUUCAUAAGAGGCUCCUUAAAGAAGCCGAGAAGAGAUGGGUUGCUGCACAGAAGAAACAGAGGAAGAGCGAGGAGAAGGCCAAGAGGGAGGCCGAGAAAAUUGAGAAGAAGAAGAAGGCGCAGCAGGAGAAAGAAGAGGCUAAGGAGGCAGCCAGGGCUGGGAGGGCAGCCGCAGGAGGAAAGAAGAGGUCGUUCAAGAGACUCUUCCUGUGCUGCUGCUUCAGAAUGAGAGCCACUGCAGCUGAUUGAGCUGUGCUCCUCCUGUUACCCUGUGUGUGUGUGUGUGUGACAGAGAGAGAGAGAGAGAGUGUGUGUGUGCGUGUGACAGAGAGAGAGAGAGAGUGUGUGUGUGUGUGUGUGUGUGUCCAAACUGGUUGUGUUUGUCCCUGUCAGUGUAUGCCCCAUGUCCCCGUCUGUGUAAUCAGUCCUACUGUGUGUGCUCCCUGUUCCUGUACAUAUGUCCCUAAUGUGUUUUGUAAAUACCCCCCACCCACCCCACACCUGUAAAUACCCCCAUCCCAUGUUUUGUAAA